Molecule: messenger RNA, 1670 nt
Organism: Folsomia candida
Lineage: Eukaryota; Metazoa; Arthropoda; Collembola; Entomobryomorpha; Isotomidae
Exons: 5
Coding region: 238-1626 (462 amino acids)
Source: RefSeq, a predicted model, not a curated record
AAACCGGGAGCUGAAGGAGCAUGUGUUUUCUCCUCCACAGGUGACCGGUUAACUUGCUUCAUAAACAAAUUUUGUUUCACACGUGAAAAACUUGAAAUCAUAUUUUCCGAUAAUUUUUGAUAACUCGGUUUUAAAUUAGCAACGGAUUAAGUAAUUCAACAGAAGUCAGGAAACCCGGCCGGGUGGAGAACUAGGCAAAUUUAAUACAGAUAACAUUUCAAGAAGAAAUUUCGGAAGAUGGAAAACGAAAUUACUGACCUAAUUCAAAGUACGUCCCAAGAAAACUUAUCCGAAAAAGAUGAGGAGGAAGGUCCAAAUUUAUUGCUGAUAAACGUACGAAGCCUUGCUGACCAGAGUUCGUCAGGAGAAAAUGAUCAGAUAACUCCACCACCGAAUAAGAAGUCUAGUACAAGUUUGGCUAAAGAUGAUUCAGAAAAAACGAGGGAUAAACCAGCACCUCUAUGGAGUUGGAAAGAAGUAACUGUGAUAAACAACUCACCUGUAAUCUUACCAACGCUAGUGCUAUUACCCCAACCAACUGUCAUCCUAGCCCCACCACAAUUAACUAUUAUCAACCACGCCCAAGCCUCAGAUGGUCCUCCGAAAACUACAAGCAAUAACCCCCUAAAUCAUUGCAUCAUUUGCAAUAAGGAACUUAACUCAGGGAAAUAUCUCGGUUUGGCAGCUUAUCCUUCAAGUCAACAUCAACUCAACGGAGUAGACCUCAAUGCGGGCGACUUCUUAAAAUGGGUCGUUUACGAUGAGAAGUUACUAAAACGAAACUUUCAUCCACUUCCCCCACCAGGACGUAUGGAAUCGAGAAAGAUGUGCUCGCCUUGCUCCACCAUUCUAAAAAAUAUGUACGAGUCAAUCACAAAACUUAGAAAUCAAUUCAAUCCAGAAGGCUACUUGGGAAAACUGUUAAUUAAAGAAAACGAAGAAGGUAUCCCACAAAUUCCUAAGACUCUCACCGUAUCCACCCAGACAUAUGAACCACUUGCACCUCUUAAAACUAAACCAAUUGGUGCUCAUAUUAAGGAAUCUGUCAAAAAUAGCAAGCUACACGCCACAUUCACAAAUUCUGUUCACAAAAUGUUACACCAGCAAAUCACCAAUCUAACCAAGGAGAAUGGACUACUAAAUUAUAAAACGGGCGGAACUGACGAGCUGAGGCUCGAAGAAGUAAACAAGGAUCUCGAGAUUUUCGUAAAGACAAAGUGUCCACUUUUGUGGAAGGUAAUGCUCGCCCUAUUCCAGAAAAGUUCCAAGAGGACGGAUGCCAAGUUGACUUUGGGAAUGCAGAUCGCAUUAGGUAUCGCGGGGCGGGUGCAUAACCAAAAUUGUUCCGGGUUGCAGAAGGCUAUGGCGAUUUUUCUGUGGAUCAACGGGGGGUCAAAAAAUGUGAUUAACACUCUGCAUAGAGUUGGACUCUCAUUAUCGUACUCUGGGAGCCUGAAUUUGUCGGAGGUCGACGUAAUAAGGGGGAAGUGUUCCAAAAUGGAGAAUAAUAAUGUUCAAUUGAAGUCGACUACAAAACAAACUGAGGACGAUGCCAAUGAUCAGAGUGACACAGGUCAGGUCACGGCUGCAUUGUCGUGUUCCAACAAAAGCAUAAAUAUUUUAUGAAUCUAACAAGACUGAUUUCUUGAAAAUAAAGAUUUUACCAACAA